Molecule: messenger RNA, 2529 nt
Organism: Orycteropus afer afer
Lineage: Eukaryota; Metazoa; Chordata; Mammalia; Tubulidentata; Orycteropodidae
Gene: PIWIL4
Product: piwi like RNA-mediated gene silencing 4
Exons: 20
Coding region: 1-2529 (842 amino acids)
Biological process (GO): regulatory ncRNA-mediated gene silencing
Cellular component (GO): P granule
Molecular function (GO): protein binding; piRNA binding
Source: RefSeq, a predicted model, not a curated record
AUGAGUGGUCGGGCCCGCGUGAGAGCACGAGGCAUCGCCCGCAGCCCUAGGGCCCUGGAGUCUACAUCUGUUGAUCUUUGUGACAGCAACACAUCCUCUAGUAGUGGCUAUAUGGGAACAAGCAGAACUUCACAGACAGAUAAAGAUGAUACAUCUUCUGGUGAUGUUGGAUGUACUUUCAUGGGAAGAGAUGGGACAAUCAGACGGCACUUCAUGGAUCUGGGUGUCUGUACCAGAGAGAAUUUGGCACAUGUGAGGGAUUGCAAAACAGGUUCUAGUGGAAUACCGGUGAAACUGGUCACAAAUCUCUUUAAUUUAGAUUUACCUCAGAACUGGCAACUGUAUCAGUACCGUGUGACAUAUAAUCCAGAUUUAGAAUCUAGAAGACUGAGAAUUGCUUUGCUUUACAGUCAUAGUGAACUUUUCAACAAAGCAAAAGUGUUUGAUGGUGCAAUCCUUUUUCUGUCACAAAAGCUAGAAGAAAAGGUCACAGAAUUGUCAGGUGAAACUCAGAGAGGCGAGAAGGUGAAGAUCACUAUCACUCUGACGAGGGAGCUGCCAUCAAGCUCACCCGUGUGCAUCCAGGUUUUCAAUAUCAUCUUUAAAAAGAUCUUAAAAAAGUUGUCCAUGUACCAAAUUGGACGGAACUACUAUAAUCCUUCAGCUCCAGUGGAAAUUCUCCAGCACAAAUUGUCCCUUUGGCCUGGAUUUGCCAUUUCUGUUUCACAGUUUGAAAGCAGGCUGCUGCUUAGUGCUGAUGUGUGUUAUAAAGUCCUCCGGAAUGAGACUGUUCUGGAACUCAUGACUGGUCUCUAUCACAGGACUGGCAUGUCCUCCUUCACCCAGGCAUGUGAGAAAGAGCUGUUGGGACUUAUUGUCCUCACAAGAUACAAUAACAAAACCUAUCGCAUUGAUGACAUUGACUGGUCCGUGAGGCCCACACACACCUUUCAAAAGCGAGAUGGGACUGAGAUCACCUAUGUGGAUUAUUAUAAGCAGCAAUAUGACAUUACUUUAUCUGACCUAAAACAACCUGUGCUUGUUAGUCUGUUGAAAAGCAAGAGAAAUGACAAUACUGAGACCCGGAUUGCCCACCUGAUACCUGAACUCUGCUUUCUAACAGGGCUAACUAGCCAGGCAGUCUCUGAUUUCCAUAUGAUGAAGGCUCUGGCUGAAGUCACACGCCUCAGUCCUUUGAGCAGACAGCAGCGGCUGGCCAGGCUUGCUGACGAUAUUCAGAGAAACAAGAAUGCACGUUUCGAGCUGGAGACCUGGGGGCUGCAUUUGGGAUGCCAGACGUCUCUGACUGGCCGUGUGCUGCCUUUAGAAAAACUAUUAAUGCAAGACCAAGUAUGUCAACCAGAGUCUGCUGCCGAUUGGUCCAAGGAUAUGCGAACUUGCAAGAUUUUAAAUGCACCAUCUUUGAAUAAAUGGUUGCUUAUAUAUAGUAACAGAGCUGAAAAUGUGACCGAGAGCUUUCUGAGCUGCUUGAGAAGAGUUGGAAGUCCCAUGGGAUUUAAUGUGGACUACCCUAAAAUCAUAAAAGUACAAGAAACUGCAGCUGCAUUUCUGAGAGCUAUACAGGAACAUGUUGAUCCUGAUGUUCAGCUGGUGAUGUGCAUUCUGUCCUCUAAUCAGAAGAGCUACUAUGAUUCCAUUAAAAAGUACUUGAGCUCGGACUGCCCAGUACCGAGCCAGUGUGUGCUUACUCGGACUCUGAAUAAACAUGGAAUGAUGAUGAGUAUUGCCACCAAAAUUGCCAUGCAGGUGACCUGUAAACUCGGAGGCGAGCUGUGGGCUGUGGAGAUACCUUUAAAGUCCCUGAUGGUGGUUGGUAUUGAUGUCUGUAAAGAUACUCUGAACAAGAGGAUGGCAGUGGUUGGAUUUGUGGCCAGCAUUAACCCCGGAAUUACCAGGUGGUAUUCCCGCUGUAUCCUUCAGAGAACAACUGAUGUUGCAGAUUGCUUAAAAGUUUUCAUGAUUGGAGCCCUCAACAAAUGGUACAAGUACAACCAUGGUUUGCCAGCACGGAUAAUUGUGUACCGGGAUGGUGUGGGGGAUGGUCAGCUGAAAACACUUGUUGAAUUUGAAGUUCCGCAGCUGCUGAGCAGUGUGGCAGAAUCCAGCUCAGAUACCAGCUCCAAACUGUCAGUAAUUGUGGUAAGGAAGAAAUGCAUGCCACGGUUUUUUACGGAAGUGAACCAUACUUUGCAGAACCCACCACUUGGCACUGUAGUCGAUUCAGAAGCAACCCGUCCUGAUUGGUAUGACUUUUACUUGAUCAGCCAGGUGGCACAUCGGGGAACUGUUAACCCUACCUACUAUAAUGUCAUUUAUGAUGACAAUGGCUUGAAGCCAGACCAUAUGCAGAGACUUACAUUUAAACUGUGCCACCUGUAUUACAAUUGGCCGGGCUUAAUCAGUAUCCCAGCCCCUUGCCAGUAUGCACACAAGCUGACCUUUCUGGUGGCACAAAGCAUUCAUAAAGAACCAAGCUUGGAAUUAGCCAAUUCUCUCUUCUACCUGUGA